This is a messenger RNA of Staurois parvus, 303 nucleotides long. The record is from the annotation of a GenBank genome assembly. NCBI's taxonomy places the organism in Eukaryota, Metazoa, Chordata, Amphibia, Anura, Ranidae.
UCUGUACCAAAAGCGGUAACCCCGAGCUACACUCGGGCUUACCAUGCGGCGCUGCAUAGGGAGUCCCUGCAGAGCUUACCUUGUCCUUCGCUCCCGCGAUAUGUCCCCUGCAGAGUCCCCGGCCAUCUCCUCUGGCUGAUGCCGGCAUCCGGCUUCUGUGUUCCGGUCCCUGUGACGUCAGGACGUACGGGCGCCGCCGGUGGCGGGAAAUUUGAAAAUUUUUUAAAAAUUUCAUUUUUUUCAAAACUAAUUUUACAUAUGCUUUGGUCCUGUCCCCUGUCUGCAUUUUGACUGUUCUUUCUG